AUGUCCUACCUAUGUCCUGUUUCUGUUGGUGGACAAACCCUCAACUUGAACUUCGACAGUGGCAGUGCAGACCUUUGGGUUUACUCCACACUGCAACCAAGUUCGCAGCAAAGUGGGCACUCGAUAUACGAUCCUACCAAGAGUUCAACAUCGCAACUACUAGUCGGCAACACUUGGUCGAUCAAGUAUGGCGACGGCUCCAGCGCAAGUGGCAAUGUCUACGCAGACAAGGUCAUAAUCGGGAGUGUGACAGCAACAUCUCAGGCCGUAGAGGCGGCGACGUCAGUCUCGAGUUCUUUCCUCAAGGAUGUCAACAACGAUGGGCUUGUUGGCCUGUCGUUUAGCAACAUCAAUACUGUCUCGCCCAGCCAGCAGAAGACUUUCUUCGACACGGUCAAGAGCUCACUAGCGCUGCCUCUCUGGACCGCCAAUCUGAAGAAAGGUUCUCCAGGCACUUACGAUUUUGGUUACAUCGACUCUUCCAAGUACUCUGGCAAAAUUACCUACGUUGAUGUGAAUAGCGCCAGCGGGUUCUGGCAAUUCACCAGUGAUGGAUAUCAAAUUGGUUCUUCUUCUAGCGUCAGCUCUUCCAUUGUUGCCAUUGCUGACACUGGCACUUCGCUCAUGUAUCUUCCCUCGAGCGUCGUGACUGCGUACUGGAGCCAAGUCAGUGGGUCUGGAUACGACACGAAUCAAGGUGGUUACACUUAUCCUUGCAGCUCUGGGUUGCCUGACUUCAAGCUGGUAGUCGGAGGCAGCAAAUUUACAGUGCCCGGCAGCUACAUGAACUACGCUCAGAUCUCAUACACCACCUGCUUUGGAGGUCUGCAGCAGAACACGGGACUGAGCUUUAGCAUUUUGGGCGACAUUUUCCUCAAGUCCCAGUUCAUGGUCUUUUCUGAAGUUGGAGGCUCGGCGUCACUCGGGUUUGCCGCCAUGUACAACGGUACAGCAGGCGAGGGGGACGGCGAUGAAUGGGAAUGCGAGGACUAA
This is a messenger RNA of Aureobasidium subglaciale EXF-2481, 993 nucleotides long. RefSeq lists its product as uncharacterized. Lineage: Eukaryota; Fungi; Ascomycota; Dothideomycetes; Dothideales; Saccotheciaceae. The record is from RefSeq and is a predicted model, not a curated record. Gene Ontology annotation, molecular function: aspartic-type endopeptidase activity. Gene Ontology annotation, biological process: proteolysis. The transcript has 2 exons. The coding region runs from base 1 to 993 and encodes 330 amino acids.